Messenger RNA from Trachymyrmex septentrionalis, 2267 nucleotides. Its product is annotated as tyrosine-protein kinase CSK-like. The record is from RefSeq and is a predicted model, not a curated record. Bases 323 to 1858 code for a protein of 511 amino acids. Gene Ontology annotation, molecular function: protein tyrosine kinase activity; ATP binding. The transcript is spliced from 8 exons. Gene Ontology annotation, biological process: protein phosphorylation. Lineage: Eukaryota; Metazoa; Arthropoda; Insecta; Hymenoptera; Formicidae.
CGUAGCAAAAUGGCCGCCUGACUCGAGUGAGUGAGUGAGUGAGUGACGUUUCUCGCAAGGUGUUUACGUCUGCGAUCGUGCCGUGCAGUCUUCGCGCAUGAAUAUUCGCGCGUGCAAACGUGUACUGCCUUCGCAACGUGUCACACGUUUAUCUGCCUCACCCGCGCGGAAAGUGGUCGUUUGCGCGACCGCAAGUGAGUGCGGCUGCGUUCCGUCCGCACUGCUCAACUCGCCGCAAACGGAUUUAGAGGGGCAAUAUUUUCGGAAGAUGGAUACUCGAUGCAAAGCAUAGGUUGAUAGAGCCUACUGUGUGGUAGCUGCCAUGCCAACGUACCACAAUGCGGGUGGCGGAUACCCGAAUGUGUCAGCGCCAGCGAGGCAAGCGAAGCUCGACGGCAAUCAAAAUCAUCACACUAUCCCUUCAAACGUAACAUCUCAUCCCCUCAUACAAAACCACACACAGCAGCAACAACAACAGCAACAGCAACAGCAACAGCAACAACAACAACAACAACACAGUGUUCCUUCCAACCUGACUACAGGUAGCAUUCCGUCCCACCCAGUGUCGCCGACGAUGACCACGCAUUCGAGUGUCACCACGUCGAAUAUCACGACACACAUGAACACCACGUCUUCGCCGGUAAUUCUCACCUCGAAUGUCAUUAAUCCGGGCGCCAACACUACCGCGUUGCCAGCUAAUCCACGACACGAAGUGAAACUGAACGCUAUGCCAUGGUUUCAUGGGAAGAUAUCGAGGGAAACGGCAGAAAGGUUGUUGCGACCACGAGAGGAUGGCUUGUUUCUAGUUCGAGAGUCGACGAAUUUCCCUGGGGAUUACACACUCUGUGUGUGUUACCAGGGACGUGUACAGCACUAUAGGGUGAAAUAUAAAAACAACCAGUUAACGAUCGAUGACGAGGAAUUUUUCGAAAAUCUAGCGCUCUUGGUCGAGCAUUACGAACAGGACGCGGAUGGUUUGUGUACGCAGCUAAUGAAAUCUUUGCCGAAACAGGGCAAGCAAGAUUUCUGCGUGGAUCCAAAGGCAUUUGUAGAAGCCGGUUGGGUGAUUCAGACUCACGAGUUAGAGUUAAGGGAGUGUAUUGGAAAGGGCGAAUUUGGGGAUGUACUGUUAGGCGUCUAUCGAGGGGAAAGGGUCGCGGUGAAAAUGCUAAAGGAUAACAGUGAAGCGGCACAGAGGUUUUUAGCCGAGGCGAGCCUAAUGACCUCGUUGAUUCAUGACAAUCUGGUUAAAUUACUCGGUCUUGUUUUUAAUAAUCAACACAUGUACCUAGUUACGGAGUAUAUGAGCAAAGGAUCUCUGGUGGAUUAUUUACGGUCGAGAGGAAGAUUACAUGUUUCAAAAAAGGAUCAGAUUAACUUUGCAUACGAUACGUGUGCCGGUAUGGCGUACCUGGAAUCCAGACAUGUUGUGCAUCGAGAUUUAGCGGCGAGAAAUGUUCUCGUAGCAGAGGAUAAUUCCGCCAAGGUGUCCGAUUUCGGCCUGGCGCGGGAUGAAAACUUUUCUCUUGACGGUGGAAAAUUGCCGAUCAAAUGGACUGCACCAGAGGCUCUAAAACAAAAUAAGUUUUCAAACAAGUCUGAUAUGUGGAGUUUCGGAAUUCUUCUCUGGGAAAUUUAUUCCUUUGGUCGUGUGCCGUAUCCACGAAUUCCUCUAGCCGACGUUGUAAAGUGCGUAGAAAAAGGAUAUAAGAUGGAACCACCAGAUGGAUGUCCUGCGGAAGUUUACGAUAUUAUGAGACAGGCAUGGGAUUUACAGCCAGAAAAGAGACCGAGUUUUCACGAUAUAAAAGUAACACUCGGCCAAUUGAGAGCUGAGUACACCAAAGGCGUGAAUUAAGAAUUUAAUACAACUUAAAUAAACUUAGCGAGAACUGAAAAAGCUGGGACUGGAAUGCCCGAAUGAUUUCUCAAUUUCAAGACGAAAAUAGUGAUUUUGAAUGUUUCUGUUAGAAGGGAGAGUGACAGGACUUCGAUUGUACAUUGUAUACAAAAAAUAGUAUUCGCUUUGCUUAUAUUUAUUGUUACUUUAGUUGAAAUGUGGGGAGAAUUUUAAUUUUUAUAUAAUAAUAUUUUGCACACACAAGCAUUACCUAUGGUCAAUCGUGCCUUUGUCCAAGUUGAUGUUCUCGAGCAGGAAAUUCAACUUGUACAUAAUGAAAUCCGAAUAUAUUCGGGAUAAAAUCAACAGAUGCGUAAUUUGCCUAUUACUUAAUUUUCGAUAGUCAUGUGUGAAGUUUAUUACGAUA